Messenger RNA from Penicilliopsis zonata CBS 506.65, 3121 nucleotides. RefSeq lists its product as hypothetical. NCBI's taxonomy places the organism in Eukaryota, Fungi, Ascomycota, Eurotiomycetes, Eurotiales, Aspergillaceae. The record is from RefSeq and is a predicted model, not a curated record. Gene Ontology annotation, molecular function: chitin synthase activity. Gene Ontology annotation, cellular component: cell periphery; cell septum. The transcript has 7 exons. The coding region runs from base 180 to 2867 and encodes 895 amino acids.
ACCCACAAUUUCCCUGAACUAGGCCUUAAUUUUGCUGUUCAGGGUUUUUGGACUGUGUCCUCUGAUUUCUUUUUUCAUAUCAUCAUCGUCGUCGUUGUCGUCGUCGUUGUCAUUAAUUGUCCUCGGUCUUUCUGUUUGACUUUUUGCCCAGCUACUGCUGAGAGGAGCAAGUCACCGCCAUGGCUUCCCAUUCCACUCACUCUCCUCAGUUGAGUGAGAGCAGCAGCUAUUCGCGGAAUGUCCCGUCUCAAAAUCAACACUACGCAUAUGAUGAAAAGGACGAAGCCGAAGACGGAUCACAAUCUCUCCUCCAUCGCCAGGAGCCCGGCGCGUACAAUGGCCCGUUCGAUGAUCCCCAAACCCCAGGCUCUGAGUCUCAGCGCCGAUACACCCUGCAUGAUUCAGGCUCGACCGGCUUUCCCAUGCCUUACGGCGACCCGCAUGCUGGCCUUCACUCGCCCAGCGCGUACGAUCCACCAAUCGCAGACAACCGGUCCGAUACAUCUGAGGCCUGGAAACAACGGCAGGCUCCCGCCACUGGUUUACGUCGAUAUGCCACCAGGAAAAUCAAACUUGUGCAGGGCUCCGUUCUGAGUGUCGACUAUCCCGUCCCUAGCGCCAUUCAGAAUGCCAUUCAAGCACAAUACCGAGAGGCGGAGGAAGGGUUUCCGGAGGAGUUCACACACAUGAGAUACACCGCGGCGACUUGUGAUCCCGACGAAUUCACCCUCCGCAACGGUUACAACUUGCGAACUGCGAUGUAUAACCGUCAUACCGAGUUGCUCAUUGCCAUCACAUACUACAACGAAGACAAGGUCCUCACAGCCCGAACGCUCCACGGUGUCAUGCAAAAUAUUCGUGACAUUGUCAACUUAAAGAAAUCUGAAUUCUGGAACAAGGGAGGUCCGGCCUGGCAGAAAAUCGUUAUUUGCCUGGUCUUCGACGGAAUCGACCCUUGCGAUAAGAAUACUCUUGAUCUGCUGGCCACCAUUGGUAUUUAUCAGGAUGGAGUCAUGAAGCGAGAUGUCGACGGCAAGGAAACGGUUGCUCACGUGUUCGAAUACACUACGCAGCUGUCUGUGACGGCAACCCAGCAGUUGAUCCGCCCGCAAGGAAAUGAGUCCACCAACCUGCCUCCAGUGCAGAUGAUUUUCUGCCUCAAGCAGAAGAACAGCAAGAAAAUCAAUUCUCACCGCUGGCUUUUCAAUGCCUUCAGUCGAAUCCUGAACCCGGAGGUGGUGAUUCUGCUGGACGCCGGAACGAAACCAGGGAAGAAGUCCUUGCUUCACCUGUGGGAGUCCUUUUAUAAUGACCGAAACUUGGGCGGUUCCUGCGGUGAAAUCCACGCCAUGUUGGGUCCUAACUGGAGGAAGCUGAUCAAUCCCCUGGUGGCUGCGCAGAACUUUGAAUAUAAAAUCUCUAAUAUUCUUGAUAAGCCGCUCGAAAGUUCCUUUGGGUAUGUCAGUGUCUUGCCUGGAGCUUUCUCUGCGUAUCGCUACCGCGCAAUCAUGGGAAGACCCCUGGAGCAAUACUUCCAUGGCGAUCACACGCUUUCCAAGCAACUCGGCAAGAAGGGUAUUGAAGGAAUGAAUAUCUUCAAAAAGAACAUGUUCUUGGCUGAGGAUCGAAUCUUGUGCUUCGAGCUUGUGGCCAAAGCCGGUUUCAAAUGGCAUUUAACCUAUGUCAAGGCCGCCAAGGGUGAAACUGAUGUGCCAGAAGGUGCCGCGGAAUUCAUCAGUCAGAGACGUCGUUGGCUCAACGGUUCAUUCGCAGCCAGUCUGUAUGCCGUCAUGCAUUUCACCCGUAUUUACAAGAGUGGUCACAACAUCAUUCGCCUGUUUUUCCUCCAUCUCCAACUGCUUUAUAACAUGGUCAACCUGAUCAUGACCUGGUUUGCCCUUGCUGCCUACUGGUUGACGAGUUCGGUUAUCAUGGACCUGGUCGGAACUCCUAGUUCAUCGAACAAAGAGAAAGGUUGGCCUUGGGGUGACGAUGCAUCGCCGAUUGUUAACAACUUCAUCAAGUAUGGAUACUUGUUGACUCUCAUGCUGCAGUUCAUCCUUGCGCUGGGUAACCGACCAAAAGGUGCCAAGUUUUACUAUACCAUCUCUUUUAUUUACUUUGCCUUUGUCCAAGCCUAUGUGCUCAUCCUCUCAUUCUACCUUGUCGUCAAUGCCUUCUCGGGAUCCGUGGAUGAAUUCACCUUCAACGAGGGCAUUGGCGCGUUCCUGUAUUCCUUCUUCGCCUCCAGUGGAGCAGGUGUGGUGGUUAUCGCCCUCGCUUCCACUUAUGGUAUCUACAUCCUCGCCAGCUUCCUGUAUAUGGACCCCUGGCAUAUCUUUACCUCCUCCUGGGCCUAUUUCCUCGGCAUGACUUCCUCGAUCAACGUUCUGAUGGUGUACGCCUUCUGCAACUGGCACGAUGUGUCCUGGGGUACCAAGGGAUCCGACAAGGCGGAAGCCCUUCCAUCCGUCCAAACAAAAAAGGACGACAGCAAGUCCAACUUCAUUGAGGAAAUCGACAAGCCGCAGGCGGAUAUCGACAGUCAGUUUGAAGCCACCGUUAAGCGUGCCCUGGCACCCUGGGUCGAACCUCCCGAGGACCAUAGCAAGAACAUGGACGACUCGUAUAAAUCUUUCCGAACAAACUUGGUGCUCCUGUGGAUCUUCAGCAACAUCAUCGUCGCUCUCUUUAUCACCUCUAAUGGAAUAAAAAAGAUGUGUUUGACCAACUCGUCCACCACCCGCACCACCUGGUAUUUCGAGGUUAUCCUCUGGACGACAGCUGGUUUGUCUCUAUUCCGAUUCCUCGGUGCCCUUUGGUUUUUGGCCAAGUCUGGAAUCUUGUGCUGCGUGAAGAGAAACUGAGCGUACCUCCAUGCCCUGUGACAUUGGGCAUCAUUUAUAUAUAUAUAUAUCUUUUUCCAGAUACCACUUGACUUUUCCUGUCUUAUAGAUACUCGAGUCUUAUUUUCUGUUUGUGUUUUAUUCUUGCUUGUUAUUCUUUUCUUUUGGAAUGUUCCUUCUUUCUAAAUACUAUGUCUUAUUAUAUACUGACAGCCUUGUCUUGGUCUUGAAUUUUGGCUAGCUUGACCCGUUGGACCAUUGGCCCUUCAUCUGUA